GAGCGGGAUCUAAAAUGCAUUAUCAAAAUUCUUGUAGAUGUUUCAGAUAUGCCUUGGAAUUAAAAGCUAAGACAAUAGUUGAUAUCUAGUUGAACUUUUCAUGCUUACACUUUAAUGUGACACUGCGGCCAUUGAGUUCUUAACUCGUGUAUCUGAGAUGAAUUUUGAAAAUCUCGAAAUUCCAGAGCUGUAGAAUUAGUUCUGGCUUCCGUAUCUUCUUACUGACGAUAUGAUUUCGGUUCUCAUUGUAUCCAAAUUCAAAGGUACGAAUAGUAUGCCGUAGUAGUUCUUUGUGAGCCAAUAAGGUAGUGAGUUUUGCAAACACGUGUAGGCACGUGUAAGACAGCGUCGUUUCUCUGAAGAAAGACACCGGUUGUUACCUUUUUUUUAUUAACCUUCUCCAAAAUGCUUCAAGAAGAAUAUAAGCCAAUUACUAAGCCACAGCAGGUGGAUCCUAAUUUAAAUGCAGAGUUUUAUAGGAAUAUUGCAGAAAGUGAGCUGUCUCCUGUAAUUGAUCCACAACUAGAAUUCAUUGCUGUCUAUAAUGAUGAAACUGCAAUAGUAGGUGCUACUUGUAUGACUAGUCGUUUCUGGCGUGGUAAUUUGUGGUAUUAUGAAGAUAUAUCAAAUCUUAAUAGAGCCAAAGCGACAACUACUUCUGGAGGAGAAAGUGGAAUUACCACUGGUGCUUUUUUGGGAGAACGUGAUAAAUUUGUAGUUGGUGAAGACAGUGGAGUUAUUAAAGUUCUUAAAGUAGAUGUUGCAGAGGAUGAAUCAAAGAGAGGUAUUUACUAUUUGGGAUAUGCUUGUCAACACGAUGAUUCAAUUACAUCCUUGUCGAUAUUGAAGAACAGUAAACAGAUCGUGACAGCUGGCUUGGAUUAUUGUUAUUUUUUCAGCAUUAAAGUAUGGGAUGUGGAGGUAUUGUUAGCAGUACACUCUUACAAUCCUGCUCACGUAGAUAUAGUCACCAGCGUAGAUGCACAUCCUACGAAUGAUUCUAUGUUUGCAUCAACAUCACUCGAUCAGGACAUAUUAGUGUGGGAUAUACGACAAGCAAAACCUGCAAAAAGGAUAUUAAGAAAGACAGAUUGUGGUGGAACAUUUGUAGCAUGGAAUCCAUUGGAUGAGAGUAUUCUUACUAUCGGAGCUCAGGAUGGAAGUAUUUCUAUAGUUGAUGUGCGAAGUCAGAAUGACUCUCCACUGUGCGAAUCUGUAGUAUUUUCUAGAGAAAUACGUUCACUUUGUUUCCAUCCAAAGAGAACAAAUCUACUGGCUGCUUGUUCCAAUGACAGUGGUGUUAAAGUAUUUAAUACAAGCAAUGAGAUUUCUUUGAUAUACGAAGAUAAUACCCACAAAGACUUUGUACGUGGUUUAGCGUGGAUUAAGGAUGAAUUGAUAUCGUGUUCCUGGGAUGAUACUAUCCAAAGGCACGCAAUACCCUUUUAAUAUAACGAUUAUCAAUAUUCCAACAAGUUUUUCCUGCACUAUAUCUAUAAGACUUGUGAUCUGUCUCCGUCGUCUUAAUCUCUUUAUGAAAUUGGAAAAACAAUAUUUUCUUAAUAUUAAACUUAAAUGUUACUAUAAUAUUUUAUAUCAUCUAUAGCUUGACAGAUAGAAGUGUUUGUUGUAUUUUACGAAUCAUUUGCUGAUUGUGACAUGGAAACAUUAUAAAAAGAAUGAUGAAGUUUUCGGUAUAUUCCUAAUUCCAUUAGAACUCAACUGUCAGUACGCUUAAGUAAAUAAAUAUUUUUGGUAUUUA
Cephus cinctus (wheat stem sawfly) is the source of this 1762-nucleotide messenger RNA. Its product is annotated as methylosome protein 50. The transcript is spliced from 6 exons. The coding region runs from base 406 to 1449 and encodes 347 amino acids. Gene Ontology annotation, cellular component: methylosome. Gene Ontology annotation, molecular function: protein binding. Gene Ontology annotation, biological process: oocyte axis specification. Lineage: Eukaryota; Metazoa; Arthropoda; Insecta; Hymenoptera; Cephidae. The record is from RefSeq and is a predicted model, not a curated record.